This is a messenger RNA of Penicillium cataractarum, 1761 nucleotides long. RefSeq lists its product as uncharacterized. The coding region runs from base 1 to 1761 and encodes 586 amino acids. Gene Ontology annotation, biological process: transmembrane transport. Gene Ontology annotation, molecular function: transmembrane transporter activity. The transcript has 3 exons. Lineage: Eukaryota; Fungi; Ascomycota; Eurotiomycetes; Eurotiales; Aspergillaceae. The record is from RefSeq and is a predicted model, not a curated record.
AUGGCGAGCACCCCAGAAAAGCUGGGGGGUGGCCGCGAUGCGGUACUCACAUCGGAGGCCUCUAGUGCUACCCAGCAAGAGAUCUUUGACUCUGGUCUGCCUGAGAAGCUCGACCAGAAAGAUUCACAACUCGAAAAUACUGACCCAUCGGGCCGAGUCGAGCUCACGGAGGAUAUGUGCUACGACAAGCUCGGAUAUUCCUUCAGCGAGAAACGCAAGUGGAUGAUCAUCGCCGUCAUCUUCUUGGUCCAGACCUCCAUGAACUUCAACACUUCUCUGUACUCGAACGGCCUCGGGGGGAUUUCCGAGGAGUUUGGGGUUUCCAAGCAGGCCGCUCGCUGCGGUGCAAUGAUCUUCCUGGUGUUGUACGCUUUCGGUUGUGAACUGUGGGCCCCAUGGAGUGAGGAACUGGGUCGCAAGCCCAUCCUCCAGGCCUCGCUAUUCCUCGUCAACAUCUUCCAAUUGCCCGUGGCUCUUGCACCCAACUUUGCUUCCGUCAUGGUUGGUCGUGCUUUGGGUGGUCUCUCCUCGGCUGGAGGAUCGGUCACUCUGGGUAUGAUUGCCGAUCUUUGGGAGGCUGAUACACAGCAGUACGCUGUGGCUGCCGUCGUCUUUUCUUCCGUCGGUGGCUCCGUUCUAGGCCCCGUGGUUGGUGGUUUCGUGGAGGCUUUCCUUCCAUGGCGCUGGAGCAUUUGGAUCCAGUUGAUCUUUGGUGGUUUCGUUCAGAUCAUGCAUUUCCUGCUAGUGCCCGAGACUCGUACCACCGUGAUGAUGGACCGAAUCGCAAAGAAAAUGCGUGAAAGCGGCGAGAACCCGAAGAUCUAUGGCCCUACCGAGGGCAUGUCUUUCCGCGAGCGUUUCCCCCCUCGUGAGCUCCUGGCUACCUGGAUCCGUCCCUUCCGCAUGUUCCUCACCGAACCCAUCGUGUUAACCUUGUCGCUGCUGAGUGGCUUCAGUGAUGCUCUGAUUUUCAUGUUCGUGCAGUCUCUGUCGCUGGUGUACGGCCAGUGGGGAUUCAACACUUGGGAGAAGGGUCUGGCCUUUAUCCCGAUUCUGGUCGGUUACUUCAUUGCUUGGAUUUCCUGGUUCCCAGUCAUUCGACGCAACGUCAAGGAGCGUCGGGAUAAUCCCGACAGCGAACGUGCCCAAUACGAGUCCCGUCUGUGGUGGCUAUUGUAUACCGUUCCUUGCUUGCCCAUUGGCUUGAUUGGCUUCGCUUGGACCAGCUUGCCUCAGUGCCACUGGAUCGGCUCCAUGAUUUUCGCCGCCAUCAUUGGUAUUGCCAACUACGCUAUCUACAUGGCCACCAUUGACUAUAUGAUCUGUGCCUAUGGUCCAUACUCUGCAUCGGCGACUGGUGGUAACGGAUGGUCGCGAGACUUUUUGGCUGGUGUCCUGACCAUUCCCGCUACUCCCUUCUUCGAAAACAUUGGUGGCAAGUACCACCUCGAAUAUGCUUCUACUAUUCUCUUCUGUAUCUCUUUGCCGCUGGUCAUUGCCGUCUACGUGAUUUACUGGAAGGGUCCCGUUCUGCGCAAGCGCUCUCCCUUCGCCCAGCAACUCGAGGAGGCCCGUCACGACAUGGCUAUUCAGGGCCGCCGCCAGUCCAAGGUGCCAGAGGCAUCGCGUGCCAACUCGUAUGCCCGGUCCCAGCAGGAUCUCCGCAUCCGGCAAACCAUCGGCAGCCGUCCUGGUUCGCGAGUCAACUCCCGCGCCAAUUCUCGGGUCAACUCACGCCGCAACAGCUUGUCUGGAGUCUGA